Messenger RNA from Penicillium argentinense, 573 nucleotides. Its product is annotated as EF-hand domain-containing protein. The coding region runs from base 1 to 573 and encodes 190 amino acids. Gene Ontology annotation, molecular function: calcium ion binding. Gene Ontology annotation, cellular component: intracellular membrane-bounded organelle; cytosol; membrane. The record is from RefSeq and is a predicted model, not a curated record. The transcript has 4 exons. NCBI's taxonomy places the organism in Eukaryota, Fungi, Ascomycota, Eurotiomycetes, Eurotiales, Aspergillaceae.
AUGGGCAAGUCGCAAUCGAAGCUCUCCCCCUCCCAGUUGGAUGAGUUGCAAAAGGCAACCCAUUUCGACAAGAAAGAACUGCAACAAUGGUAUAAGGGCUUUCUCAAGGACUGCCCGUCUGGCACCUUGACCAAGGAGGAGUUUCAGAAGAUCUAUCGGCAAUUCUUCCCAUUUGGCGACCCGUCAUCAUUUGCAAAUUAUGUCUUCCGCGUUUUCGACUCCGACAAUAGCGGCAUGAUCGAUUUCAAAGAGUUCAUCUGCGCCCUUUCGGUGACGUCGAGGGGCAAGAUGGAGGACAAGCUGGAUUGGGCCUUUCAACUGUACGAUAUUGACGGCGACGGCAAGAUCACCUACGACGAGAUGCUGGCCAUUGUCGAGGCGAUCUACAAGAUGGUGGGAUCCAUGGUGAAACUCCCAGAGGACGAGGAUACGCCAGAGAAGCGGGUUCGGAAGAUCUUCCGCAUGAUGGAUAAGGACGAGAAUGGCAGUUUGGAUAUUGAAGAGUUUAAGGAAGGCAGCAAGCGCGAUGAAACCAUUGUGAGCGCGCUGUCGCUGUAUGACGGGCUGGUAUAG